Molecule: messenger RNA, 1583 nt
Organism: Phaeodactylum tricornutum CCAP 1055/1
Lineage: Eukaryota; Bacillariophyta; Bacillariophyceae; Surirellales; Neidiaceae
Exons: 1
Coding region: 156-1583 (475 amino acids)
Source: RefSeq, a predicted model, not a curated record
CAUCGUUCACAGUCGUCAUCCCGUGAAUCGAGUCUUACGGGAGACCGUCCUACUUUUCAUCUCGUUGGUUUGGACCAAAGACUGUCGAGAGAGUUGUGCGCUGCCCACUGUUCACCGGGCAGUUUUGUUCCGGCUAACUUGGUCUGGGUUUCAUCAUGCCGUCGAGUUCCAAUCACCAAACGCAUCACCGCGAGGCAUCUCCACCUCACAAGCACCAUCGAGUGCACGAUAUGCUGGCCGCCCUCUCCUUCGAACAGAUCUUUCACCAUCAUCCUCACGAUCACGGUCGUCCCCAUGGAUGGAACAAUCCACACAAUUCUCAACAUUCGAACGAUAGUGAAGCGCUACAAACCACGGCUCCGGAGAGCGAAUCUUCCCGUCGCACUCUUCCUUCCAAACAUGCUCUAACUAAACUUGGCUCCAAAAGAACCAAGCGACGCUCCUCGGCGCACCUUCAAGUCAAUCACAUGAUGCACGGCACAUUGGAUCCGGAAGGGCACGUCGAAGAUGUAUUCUUCGACGCCCUACAGUUUGGUGAUCAUCCCGAUAACCCGGAUGAAUUCAAGGUUGUUCAUCUUCGUGAAUCCAUUACGAUUCCUAGUAUUCUCGUAGAUGCGGAUGCCAUCGAAGCCUACAUCCAGCAUAAUUACCAGAAUGAUUCGUCGCUGCACGAAGACGGAGAUACGUCCGAAUCCGUCUCGCCACUUUCACCAUAUCCAACUGUCAUCAACGAUCGAACAACCGAAAGCGGGUGGUCAAGGCCCUCAGCGCCCCCGCCCCCGCCCGACGAACUCCCUCUUCGAUUUUUGCGGGCCGGCAAGGGCGACGUGGCCGAAGGGCUACGGCGCUACCACGCCACCUUGCAAUGGCGAGCCAACCUGGGUAUGGAUACAAUACUUCGCGAACCUAACGAGGACUUUGAUUUGAUCAAAUCACAUUACCCCGCCUUUUAUCACGGGCGCGCCAAAUCCGGUCAACCCGUCUUUUUCGAGUGUCCUCCCCGGACUAAUCUCAAAGCACUCCGCCGAGGUGGCGUAAGCUUGGAAAAACUCUUACGGUACUACGCCAUGCUGACCGAGUUUGGUUGGCAGUACGUGGAACGGGAUGACUUGGCGCGGAGUGUGUAUGUGAUUGAUUUGCAAGGGAUGCGGCUCGGCGAUUUUGUCGGGGAAGUCAUUGAUUUCGUGAAAAAAGCGUCGGCCUUUACUUCGCAACACUAUCCAGAACGGGCGGGCUACGUUAUGGUCAUAAACGUACCUUCGUGGUUCAAGCUUAUUUGGAAUGUCGUUAAAUCGUUUGUGGAUGAAGUCACGUUAGACAAAAUUUCCAUUUUAAGGGGAUCCGCCGAGAUUCAAGCUCGCAUGCGGGAACUCAUUUCGGUCGAAAACAUUCCGUCCGAGUACGGUGGUAUCAGCACGACGCCCUUGGGAGAAUCCAAGGAAGAACAUCUCUUACGAGAUUUGAUCCGACACAACAACGCCUUGGCCAAAGUAGCCAAAGGUGAGGAGUAUACAGUAUGCAACGGUGCCCACGGCAAUCCGCCUUGUCGCUUUUGUAGUUGGGUACCGGCUCGAAGCUACUAG